CGAACGCGGAAAUAAUGAAAAUGAAGGUCAUCGCUCUCUUGGUUGCUACCCUUUCCGUUGCCACUGCAUUCGCCCCGCAGGUGGUCAGCAGUCGGUCCACUACUGCUUUAAAUGAAAAGUUUUGGGACAAGGUCGCGGGUAUGGAUCUCUUUGCUCCUAAUCCAGACAUCAACAAGUAUGGACAGCGUGGUAAGAAAGUCAAGCAGGGAUCCAUUGGCUCGAACUCUUACGUACCGGCUGGUCUUUCGCUCAGCGAGUACCAGAAAAUUCGCCAAAAGGAUGUCGCGAAGCGUGACGCCUCCUACAAACGUAACGUCGCGAAGGCUGGGAAGUACACUGAUUUCACUGACUGGUAUGUUAAGCGCGGGACCGAAGAAGGAGGAGGAUGGCUAAAGGCUGCUGGAAGAGGGCACACUUUCGCCAAGCUAAAGUACGAGGACUUGUCGCAACAGAAGAAAUACGAUGGCACUGGAAAUAUUUUUGGCAAGAAAACAUCGGGCAAAAAGAAAUAGGUAGCUCACGCGACGAGGACUAAACUUUCAAUAGUGCAUUGAGAAAAGUGUAUACCUUAGAGAGCUUCUAACUGUAAAUGAGCCAAUGUAGACAUUUGCAAACAAAAUGUGCGCAGCCAACUGAUGUACAUGAAUUACUUUGAUAUCUACAAAUAAG
This is a messenger RNA of Phaeodactylum tricornutum CCAP 1055/1, 669 nucleotides long. RefSeq lists its product with no specific name. The coding region runs from base 15 to 512 and encodes 165 amino acids. The record is from RefSeq and is a predicted model, not a curated record. The transcript has 2 exons. NCBI's taxonomy places the organism in Eukaryota, Bacillariophyta, Bacillariophyceae, Surirellales, Neidiaceae.